Panicum hallii is the source of this 2142-nucleotide messenger RNA. Its product is annotated as aspartic proteinase nepenthesin-2-like. NCBI's taxonomy places the organism in Eukaryota, Viridiplantae, Streptophyta, Magnoliopsida, Poales, Poaceae. Bases 430 to 1911 code for a protein of 493 amino acids. Gene Ontology annotation, cellular component: extracellular region. The record is from RefSeq and is a predicted model, not a curated record. The transcript has a single exon.
AACUCCCAAAAAAUUUUACAUCGUUCAUCCAAAAAUAAAUAAAUAUAUUUCCGUUAAAAUAUAUAAAUUCUUAAAUAUGUUAUGUAUGAGGUAUUCUCACCGCUAGCGUUAGCGGGGCCACCUUGCUAGUUGGAGUGUUGGGCCUCCUUGCUUGCUAGUUGCAAGUGAAGUUAAUGUUGCUGCCCUGGGGAAGAAGGCACAUGGCAUGGUGGGCUGGUGGCAAGACAAAGCGACAAAGCAAUCAGGCAUACACUUGCACAUGCAUAGACGUCUACGUUGACUUGCCGCCUUGGGCCUCAAGUCAAGUCAAGUCAAGUCUCCGGCGGCCGCAGGGCAAGUACAAUAUAAGGAGGGAAGGUUAGCUGCUGGUACAAGGCAGUCACUGCACUAGUUCUCCUCUCGCCAAGCUCACGUGUCUAACAAAACACAAUGGGCAUGCUGCUGGUAGCUGUUGCGGCGUCGCUGCUCCUUAGCGCCAUGCUGCAGGUUCCGCCGCUCGCCUCGGCGGCCUCCUUCCAGCCUACCAAGUUCGUCCGGCCUCCCAAGUUCGGCGACUCCCAAGUUCGGUCCCAGCUGUUGAACAAGAAGCUCAAGGACAUCCUCAAGAAGCACGGGUCUGACGCCGUCGACAUCGCCCAGAACGCCGUCGACUUCGCCCAGAUCUUCCUGACUCCUCCGCAAAGUGGUGAUGACCCGAUCCCGACAGACAGCGCGCCGGCGGUCUCCAGACAGACCGCCGGCCUUUACCUCGCCGAUCUCCAGGUCGGCACGCCGGACGUGCAGAACAUCUCCGGCGUCCUUGACAUCUCCAGCCAGCUCGUGGGGAUGCGGUGCGACACCAGCUGCACCGACUGCCCGCAGUCGACAUCCUACUUCCUGACCCAGAAAUCCGAGACUUUCGACUUCUUGUCCUGCGCCGACGACAAGUACUGCAGCUACUGCUCCGACGAGAUGAACGAUCGCUGCGGCUACACCGCCGAGUACAGCAACAGUAGAAUGUACACGGCCUUUGACAACUUCACCUUCGACACGACGGCUGUAGCCAUGCUCUUCGUGUGCACCGAGAUCGAUUCGGCUGCCAGCAACUACUCCGGCGCGUCUGGCGUCAUCGGCUUGGGUAGGGGGCAGCUCUCCCUAGUCUCUCAGCUCGAGCUCUCCAACUUCUCCUACUUCCUGGCGCCGGACGUCGGCGACUCGGACUCGGAUAGCCAAAGCCAACUCCAGCUGGGCGGCGUCGCCGUGCCACAGACGGGCCGCGUCCGCACCACGCCGCUCUACAGGAGCAGUCUGUAUACCGAUCCAUACUACAUUCGCCUCACAGGCAUCCGUGUGGACGGUGAGGAGCUGGACGGCAUCCCGGCGAGAACGUUCGACCUCCGGAGCGACGGCUCCGGCGGGGCGUUCCUCAGCACAACCAUGCCCUUCACCUACCUCCUCUCGGACGCCUACGCGGUCGUGAGGGAGGCCUUUGCGAGCAGGAUCUCCGCGCAACCACUCGGCCAAGGCAACCUCGACCCGCUGUGCUACUCGAAGCAGUCCAUGACCGGCGUCAAGUUCCCGAAGCUGACGCUGGUGUUCGAGGGCGAGGACGCGGCGCUGGAGCUCCGGACGGACAACUACUUCCUCAGCGUCGGCAACGACGACGACCAGGGCGGGAGUGAGCUGGUGUGCCUGACCGUGCUGCCCUCGACGGGCGCGUCGCUCCUGGGGAGCCUGCUGCAGACGGGGACGACGAUGAUCUACGACCUCAAAGGCGAGCAGCUGACGUUCGUGAUGAUGGAGGAGAAGGAGGAGGAGGAGGGUUCCUACUCGCCGCCGCAGCCGUCUUCGAUCUCGGAGGCGCCAGCGGCUUCGCUGGCUAUGGAAGUGGCAGUGGCAGUGGCAGUCGCAGUUGCCGUGGGGCUGCUGUAGCUCCAUCUAUCUAGCCUGGCAUGCAUGCAUCCGAUCCAAUAAUGCAUGCAUGCAUGCACGCAUAAUAACCAGUCAGUCGUCGGCGGUCAUGCAUGCGUCAUGCAUACGUAUAUAUGUUUGGUAUUUUGUAAUCAAAAUACAUAUGCACUACUCCUACGGCCGUAUGUAUGUCGCUGCAUGUAUUGUAUUGCUGUGUCGUAUCCCUGAACAAACUCCAUACAUGAUCGUGAA